Ochotona princeps (American pika) is the source of this 3297-nucleotide messenger RNA. RefSeq names its product UBX domain protein 7 (gene UBXN7). Gene Ontology annotation, biological process: proteasome-mediated ubiquitin-dependent protein catabolic process. The record is from RefSeq and is a predicted model, not a curated record. The transcript is spliced from 11 exons. Lineage: Eukaryota; Metazoa; Chordata; Mammalia; Lagomorpha; Ochotonidae. Gene Ontology annotation, cellular component: nucleus. Gene Ontology annotation, molecular function: ubiquitin binding. The coding region runs from base 81 to 1550 and encodes 489 amino acids.
GGGAGGGCGGGCCGUGUGUGUCUGUGUUGUUGUUCGGCGGCGACGACGGCGGCGGCGGCAGCGGCAGCGGCGGCGGUAAGAUGGCUGCCCACGGGGGCUCCGCGGCGUCCUCGGCGCUGAAGGGGUUAAUUCAGCAGUUCACCGCCAUCACCGGUGCAAGUGAAAGUGUAGGAAAACAUAUGCUUGAAGCCUGCAACAAUAACUUGGAAAUGGCAGUCACAAUGUUUUUGGAUGGCGGAGGAAUUGCUGAGGAGCCCAGUACGAGUUCUGCAAGUGUAUCUACUGUCAGAGCACACACAGAAGAAGAAGUUCGUGCCCCAAUUCCUCAAAAGCAGGAAAUAUUGGUGGAACCAGAACCCUUGUUUGGUGCUCCUAAAAGACGACGACCUGCACGAUCAAUAUUUGAUGGUUUCCGAGAUUUUCAAACUGAAACUAUUCGGCAAGAACAGGAAUUAAGAAAUGGAGGAGCAAUAGAUAAGAAACUGACUACUCUUGCAGAUUUAUUCCGGCCACCCAUUGACUUAAUGCAUAAAGGCAGCUUUGAAACAGCCAAAGAGUGUGGCCAGAUGCAAAAUAAAUGGCUGAUGAUAAACAUCCAGAAUGUACAAGACUUUGCAUGCCAGUGUCUCAACCGUGAUGUAUGGAGUAAUGAAGCUGUAAAGAAUAUUAUCCGGGAACAUUUCAUUUUCUGGCAGGUUUAUCAUGACAGCGAGGAAGGUCAGAGAUACAUACAGUUUUAUAAGCUGGGGGAUUUCCCCUAUGUGUCUAUCCUGGACCCGCGGACGGGUCAGAAGCUAGUGGAAUGGCACCAGUUAGAUGUGUCUUCUUUUUUGGAUCAAGUGACAGGAUUUCUGGGUGAACAUGGGCAACUGGAUGGACUUUCUAGCGGCCCGCCCAAAAAAUGUGCCCGCUCAGAAAGCCUGAUAGAUGCAAGUGAGGACAGCCAGCUGGAAGCUGCCAUCAGAGCCUCUUUGCAGGAGACACAUUUUGACUCCACGCAGACGAAGCAAGAUAGUCGUUCAGAUGAGGAAUCUGACUCUGAACUUUUUUCUGGUAGUGAGGAGUUCAUAUCUGUAUGUGGCUCUGAUGAAGAAGAGGAAAUCGAGAAUCUUGCCAAGUCUAGAAAAUCUCCCCACAAAGAUUUGGGGCAUAGAAAAGAAGAGAUCAGAAGGCCACUCCCUGAGCCCUCUGCUAGAACUGAGCCUGCAACAACCACGAACCACCAAGGAUUGCCAGCUAUGGAUUCUGAAAUCUUGGAGAUGUCGGCUGAAAAGUCAGAUGGGAUAGUGGAGGGGGCAGAUGUCAACGGACCAAAAGCACAGCUGAUGUUGCGAUAUCCAGAUGGAAAAAGGGAGCAGAUCACUCUGCCGGAACAAGCGAAGCUGCUGGCUUUGGUGAAGCACGUGCAGUCUAAAGGGUAUCCUAAUGAACGUUUUGAACUUCUUACCAACUUCCCCCGAAGGAAACUGUCUCACCUGGACUAUGACAUCACAUUGCAAGAGGCAGGCCUUUGUCCUCAAGAGACUGUGUUUGUGCAGGAAAGAAAUUAACACUAUGGCCUGACCUCUCUCAGCUUCCCCCUUUUUCUUCCUUUGUCUUCGUGAGGUACCAUGUCACUAAGUAUGCAUUUUGGCUCAUAGGACCACAGAGCCAAAGUUGGACAAGCAAGUCACCUUCCUUCUCUUUACUUACUAUACUCAGUCUCUUCCCCUAAUACCCGCUCUUUUUUUCUUGUUUCUAUUUUCUAUUUCUGUCUUGUUUUCUUACCUAAACUGGUGACCAAAUGGAAAUGUAAACCUCUAGUACUGGCAGCAGGAUAUGUGUGUUACAAUAAUAGGUGAUCUACACAGCUUUUUUUUUUUUUUUCUUUCUCUUGGAUCAAAUGAUAAAGUUGGUACUCCUCAGACUGUGGCAGAGGAAUGGCUAGAUUCAGCAUAAGAACAACCCUCUCCCACCCUUUUCUUAUAGGCCCACAUUUUUAGUAGGUGCAAGAAAUUGUCUAACACACAUUUUGUUUUGUUCUUUAUAUCAGAAAUAUCUGGAGUUUUUUAUUUACAUGGAAACAAAAUCUUUAGGGUUAUUGCUCAUUGCAUUUAAUUUUUUUUCAAAGGAUUCCUAUCCAGCUACAGAAAGUAUUUCCGUGAUACGUGUAAUUGGCAAAAUGAAUGAUAAAUGUGGAGUUUGUAGCACAGGGUGACUUUUUUGAAUGUCUGUCCUAGCCUGAGAUGACCCUUUUCAUUAAUACUCUGUUAACUGUAUUGAUCCUGCUAAUCCAAGAGUAGAACCUUAGCAUACUGUAGUAACUGUGAGAGGAAAAUGCUUGCUAUUUUUGCCAGUACAGCAUGUUAGUUCCUUUGGCCCUUCCAUUGUCUUGAGUCCACAGGGAUCUGUAGGAAGGUGGUUCAAUAAUCAUGCAGUGCCAUGGCUUAUGAUUGUAACCACUGUGGUUAUUGAUUGUCCUGUGUGCUUAAGGCAUACUUACAUGUGUCCUGGGAGGAGAAGAAAAGAAUGUAGCUGAGAGUUGUUAGCCAUAUUCCUCGGGUUAAAAGUAAUGGUUCAUUUUUUUAGCCUCUGGUUGGAAUAGUCUGUAAAAGGCCCUGGAAACUGAUCAAGCUUAACUUCUUCAUGCUGUUUUCUUUCAAAGGAUGUCAUAAACAGGAAGAUUCUCUAAGGGGAAGGCCUUUAAACUCAAUUCUUAACACUUUUAGUAGGGAAUAGGGGAGGUUACUAGUCAUCUUCUGGAUGCAGGUGUUUUUCUGCCAACAAAAGCCACAUUCAGAUUAUAGUUGGCAGAUACUUCUAUAGUGCUUACAACAUGCCCUUUUGAAUCCAUACAGAAUCAUCGUAAGUUUCACUUGUGCUCAGUUCUUAAUGUGAGCCUUAAAUAGAGUCCUCUGAAGGAAGAGCAGUGAUUCUGGUGCCCUAAUCAGAACUCAGUAUGUUAUCAAACUGUUCUAGAGUUGGAACUGUUUUAUCAGUUGAAGGUUGAGAGUAUUUCUACCUGAGGAGCAUAAAUUGCAUUGUUCAGAGGUCUUUGGGCUCCCGCCUACUUUAAUUGAGAUAAAUCUCUUGCUAGUACACAAUUAUAGGAUAUGGUUUCCGAUGGUUGCAGUUUGAGGGACCCUUACUAAAAAGUUGUGUAUCUCCUCAGAAAAUCAUGGAAAAUUCUGUUUUAUUCUUCAGUGAGUCCUUUUGAAUUAAUGUUCUUACAUUUUUUUCUAAGUCUGUGUAAGUGCUUAUGUAUAAGUAUAUAAUUGUAUAAAUAUUUAUAAAUAUAUUUAUAUAAUUACACUUUCA